AUGGGGACGCCCCAGGGUCAGGAGCAAAGUCAAGAGCACGGUCAAGCAGAGCAAGGAGUCCAAGCCACAACUACAUCUACAUCUGCAUCUAAUGGUACGCCGAAACUGCCGGCGCCGCCAGAGCCCGAGAACGACAAGGGCAUCUUCCCACCGUCGAUUAAAAGUCCAUCUCUCGAAGGCCUCGAAGGCCUCACCCCGGAGACGGUGGACAUAUUCCAUCUGGAUGCGGUGGCGGCCUUGAAACUGCUCUGCAGGAGCAUUGACAAUCUGGUUCAGUUGACGGGCAACGUGCCUCCGACGCCUCCAGUACAAAGCCGGGGCACUUCGCCAGCCCCAGCUCCGGGGGCUUCCAAACUGCGCGAAUCCACAACGGUGACGACGACAACAACACCACAAAAAGAGAAUAUCGUGCUGCGCGUGCCGGGCACGACGACAUCAGGUUCACUUUCCCAUAAUACAGGAGGAUUCCACCGCCAUCAACCCGAACACAUUGACGGAGUAUCAUUUGUGAACACACACAUCGGCUCGCCCGAGGCGCAUGCCCACGAGCCCACAUUACUGGCAGCGGACCAGGUGGUCAUUGGCGCGCACGCGCAGCCGUUAUACAUGCAACACGGCGCACUUGCACGGAAAUUCUACUCGAAACGUCCACCGCCCAUCUCGAUCGAAGACUACCUCAUGCGCAUGCACAAGUACUGUCCGACCUCGACGGCCGUGUACCUUGCUUCGUCGCUGUACAUCACCCGUCUGGCCGUGCAGGACAAGAUCCUCCCCGUCACCCCACGCAACGUGCAUCGUUUGCUGUUGGCCUGUCUGCGUGUCGCCAUGAAGGCCCUCGAGGACCUGUCGUGGCCGCACGCCCGCGUCAGCAAAGUCGGAGGUGUGUCUGAGACCGAGCUUGGGAGACUCGAAAUCACGUUUUGUUAUUUGACCGACUUUAAUUUGAAAGUCGAUGCUGCCAUGUUGCAGCGUGAAGCGCAGAAUCUGUGUCGUCACAAUCGGUUUGAUUCGGUCGUCCUCGAGAGUCCGCUGAGUCCUAUUGACAUGCGUCUUCCUGAGGAGACGACGGAUAGGAGAUCAAGGGGUCCAGAGAAGAGGAAGGCCAGUAGUACGUUGGCCGGCAGGCCGGUGGUUCAAGUCGGCACAGGCAUCGAAGUCAUGGGAAAAUCCUGA
This is a messenger RNA of Exophiala dermatitidis NIH/UT8656, 1173 nucleotides long. RefSeq lists its product as uncharacterized. Gene Ontology annotation, cellular component: nucleus; cyclin-dependent protein kinase holoenzyme complex. The coding region runs from base 1 to 1173 and encodes 390 amino acids. The record is from RefSeq and is a predicted model, not a curated record. Gene Ontology annotation, biological process: regulation of cyclin-dependent protein serine/threonine kinase activity. NCBI's taxonomy places the organism in Eukaryota, Fungi, Ascomycota, Eurotiomycetes, Chaetothyriales, Herpotrichiellaceae. Gene Ontology annotation, molecular function: cyclin-dependent protein serine/threonine kinase regulator activity; protein kinase binding. The transcript has a single exon.